Dromaius novaehollandiae (emu) is the source of this 2973-nucleotide messenger RNA. It is a transcript of the gene C2H7orf57, whose product is annotated as chromosome 2 C7orf57 homolog. Lineage: Eukaryota; Metazoa; Chordata; Aves; Casuariiformes; Dromaiidae. The transcript is spliced from 8 exons. The record is from RefSeq and is a predicted model, not a curated record. The coding region runs from base 1021 to 1776 and encodes 251 amino acids.
GUUUUACGUAAUUCUGGAAAUCAGCUCUGAAAGUAGUAAUUUUUUUCUAAGAGGUAGGGAAGGAAUUGGUUUUUUGCAUGGACUGUGGUCAGAUCUUAAAUGUGGAGUUGAUCGGUUGCUUUUUCUUAUCUCUGGUGGGAUAGCCCACUUUUAAAGACUUCUGACUGGUUCCCACCUUAUUUAGUUGUCUUUUUUUUUUUUUUUUUUUAAGUGUUUUCUGAGCUGUAAGCAUGUUUGCCAUUUCCAAGUAAUUUUAACAUUUACCUUGUUGCAUUUUAAAUUACGGCAUUUUUCUGUUUUGCAGAGGUUCUCUAGAAGAUACCGCAGGGGGAAAGCUCAUCUUAAAACAUGUGCUGUAUUUAACUCUCAAUAGAGUUUAGCCUGUUAGAUUGGGUUUACUGAUCUAUUUUAGCAGAAAUUUCCAGUCAGCUAUCGGCAUUUUCCUUUGAAAUACAAACUAUUCCCCGUCAAUUUACAACUUUAGAAAAAGUCUCUUUAGUCUUAAGGUAGGAAAUGAUGUGGAGUUCCAAGAUGGUGCUAACCCAGCACAUUGAAAAGAAUGAGAACAUUUGGGAUGAUUAGGGAGAGCAGUUCCUGAUGAGGAACUAGAACGUGUAGUGAAAGAAAACACAGUCUAAUAUUUUUUUGCCUCUGUCACCAAGCAAAGUAGGUUCCUUGGGUUUUCUUUCUUUGGCUGAGUUUCAGCAUAGCUAAUAUUUUACCUGAUAGGAUAAGUUACCUUUAAUAGGAUGUCUGUCUUAAGAUAGUGUUCUUACACCUAUGUAACUACAUUGGCUCCAGUUGGGCUCAUUUCUGUGAGUUUCCUUUGUGUCUUUUGUAGCAUAAUUUUUAGUUAUAAUUCUUUCUUGUCUGCCACACCAUUUUCCCAUUAAUGAGGAUUUCUUUGAGCACUAAAAUGUGAGAAAGGAUAAUGCCUUUUUUUUUUCCAAUCAGGUAAAGGCUGCAAACAGAAAAGUCAGAAUACUGUUGUUGAUUUUGUGAAUAGAAUGGUAUUAUCACAUGCCCCUGAAACAACCAGAGAAAUUGGUGAACUCAGAAAUCCCACUUCCUCCAACAUCCCAGAUUCCAGGUUUGAGUGACCUUGCAGAACCUCACAAUGAAAAAAUGUUUGGGGGCCGCAGGAAGUGGAUCAAAGAUACUGAUUCAGAAUAUGUAAAGCUGGCAAAGCAAGGAGGCCAACCUGACUUAUUGAAGCACUACACUCCUGUUACAAGGAAGUCAUCUCCAGUAGCAUAUGCUGCACCUGACUGGUACUCACACCGCUCUAAUCCCCCAACAACCAAUGAGCCGCAGAACUAUGUUUCCAUGAUACCAGAUUAUAUGAUUCAUGAAGAGUUUAAGGGUGGUGAUCAUCAUAGUAAUAACUAUGAGACAAGAAGAGCGCCAUUUGAUUUUGAUAUGAAAAGUGUUUGGGAAAGGGAUGCUGAGGACAAAGAGAACAUAGAGAAAAAAAAGGUAAAGCUUCCGGCUAUAAACCCUAAAUAUCCAAGCAGAAUGCAGAAUGUUUCUACAAACAAGGAAUUCAGUGGGAAAAAUAAGCUUACCUUUCCACCUAUGCCUGCUCAGAGAAAUGGUGAAGCAGUAAACUUCAGCAAAUUAAUCAGCAAUGGUUAUGGGGCUGACUGGAUUCAGCAGCGCACGGAAAGGGAAAAAAAGGCUCAACAAAUAUCAGAAAGUAGUGAGCAGUCCAAAGAGCCUCUUUCUCCAGAUUCAGAGCCAUCACAGCCUGAAACAGCACCUGCAAGCAACAAGUGAAAGCCACAGCUUCAGGAAUGUAAUAAAUAGCUUAAAAGACUAUUGGGAAAAGGAAAACAUUAUAUGGUUUAUCAUAAAGUCCACUGUUUAUAUGCUAGAUUACAUUUGUCUGAUUAGAUUACAUUUCUAGUUAAACUGCUCCCUUGUUGAGUACUUCAUUUGGUUUAUACUGUAGAUGAACUUCAUUGUGCUUGAUUACAGCAAGUUGUAAAGCAUAGGCAACAGCUGACAGCGUGGAUACUUAGACCUUUUCUUAAUAUAGUUUAAAGAAGCAAAACUGAAGUUCUCUCCUGCACAAGACUACUGCUCCUUUGCUAUUGUCAAAUAGGAUUACCCUUUUGCUGCUGAUCUUGACUAUACAUGAGUACUGUAUCAGUGCAGUUAAAGAAAGAAACUUGCUGGUUUGGAUACGAUUAUACUCAUGACCUAUAUCUUAAUGGAAGGUGAAGUGAAACUGUAUGGUAUGGGACUAACUGUCAAUAGAAACAAUUGAACUGAUAGGGCUACUUGGGGUAGAAAAGUCAACCCUUCACUGGAAAGAUGGUAUCUUGGUCCCCAAAGCAAAUUUAGACCAGAUAUUCAGCUUUCUUACAUGAUUCUGUCACCACACCUGCUGCAUAAGGACUGGUCAUAGUGUUCAGAAUUAAAUUAGUGGAUAUCAAUUAUUUUGAUAUUCUGAAAGUUAGAUACUGACAUUUUAAUGUUUAUUCUUUUAUCUGUUUGAAUGAGGAAUUAUCCCUGAAAUCUUGUGAAAAUAGAAAUAUUUUAUCAUAAAGCUUGUUAGAACAUGGAUGAAUUCUAGUAAGAUUUUUUUGCUUAUACUCUAACAAGUGAAAUUUUUGAUAAAUGAAAUUGGUAAUUUGGCUAUUUUCCUUUUCAGAGUGCACUCUCAAUACAUUCUACACCUUUGAAUCCAGAGCUGAAGAUUUUAAUGUAUUACUGAACCUACACCUCUACAAACAGAAUGUUUAGAGAGUUUGGUUAAGCAAUACUUUUCAUUAAAACAUUGCUACGAAAAUUGAUUGGAAAUAUAUAAACCUAUUGAUAAUCCUAAGCCCCUAAAAUUUCAGUGAAAGCUGGUGGGAGUUUUACUGUUGAUUUCAGAGGAGCCAGCAUCUGAGUCUGUCUUUGCCAUUCAUUUUAACCAACAAUUCAGGCAUCUAAGUUGCAUUUACAAAAAUAAAGGGCUAAAACAUA